CAACAGAAAACAGACUGCAGGAUAAUAAACGCGGAUUUGAACCUGAACAAAGAGUAUUCCCUAAGUCCUAACGCUGUAGAACGCGAAAACCAUGGCGCAGUUUCUGAGCCUUAGCGCACCAAAUCCAACCGUCUCGUCGUCGACUGGUUCAGGGUUACCUCGUACCCGACACACCUUGUCGAGUCGCCACGAGAAUACCAGCCAGAGCUGGAGCUCUUUACAAAAGGAACUCCAUUGUAACGGCAGAGUUUCUUGCAUUUUUUCUGGCAACCGGAAAGAGGAACAAGCUAGGAAAGCAUUAGAAAGUGCACUUGGUGGAAAGAGAGAUGAAUUUGAGAAAUGGAACAAGGAAAUUAAGCAGAGAGAGGAGGCGGGUGGAGGCGGUGAUGCUGGUGGAGGUGGUUGGUUUGGAUGGGGCAGACGAUUUGGUUGGUCCAAUGAUGACCAUUUCUGGCAAGAAGCACAACAAGCAAUUCUUACUUUGUUGGGUAUCAUAGUAAUGUAUCUUAUAGUUGCAAAGGGUGAGCUGCUGCUUGCUGUCAUCAUCAACCCAUUGCUGUAUGCUUUACGAGGACCAAGAAAUGCACUCUCUUUCAUAACAUCAAGAAUCUUGGGAAAGACAUCUCUAGAUAGUCGUGUUGAUUUUGACACAACAAAGAAGGGUGACUACAGCCAAAUCUCUGCUAAAGAGAGAGUUUUGAGAAAAUGGGGGAGCCAGUGAUAAUGUUGUUUCAUUUUUUACACCAGUUCAACACCCCCCCCAACGCAUUUUAUAUGUGGCAAUUGGUUUGUACACCAUGACUUUUGAAUUUUGAACAAAGCAAAGUUAUUUACCCCUAUUAUGAGUUUCGUUUUUUUGGUAUUCCCCUUUUA
This is a messenger RNA of Juglans regia (Persian walnut), 873 nucleotides long. RefSeq lists its product as uncharacterized. The record is from RefSeq and is a predicted model, not a curated record. The coding region runs from base 92 to 721 and encodes 209 amino acids. Lineage: Eukaryota; Viridiplantae; Streptophyta; Magnoliopsida; Fagales; Juglandaceae. The transcript is spliced from 3 exons.